Microdochium trichocladiopsis is the source of this 2616-nucleotide messenger RNA. RefSeq names its product 3'5'-cyclic nucleotide phosphodiesterase. The record is from RefSeq and is a predicted model, not a curated record. Gene Ontology annotation, biological process: signal transduction. Gene Ontology annotation, molecular function: 3',5'-cyclic-nucleotide phosphodiesterase activity. The coding region runs from base 1 to 2616 and encodes 871 amino acids. The transcript has 4 exons. NCBI's taxonomy places the organism in Eukaryota, Fungi, Ascomycota, Sordariomycetes, Xylariales, Microdochiaceae.
AUGGAUAGUGCCAAGUGUAACGUGGUCUAUGUCGAUCGCAACGCCAGAGAAAACACCAUUCUCGACGGCUCAACAGACAAGAAUGUGUCUUUCGUGGCAGCCACCAGCGACGCGGCUGCAGAGCUGCGUGACAACCUGGACCUGCUGGUCAACGCGUUUGGAGAAGUGCACAUCACAAACAAUGGCGCUGCGUGCGUACAGAAGCUCUUCGAUCUCCACGACACAUCCUUGAUGGAGCUCAAGCCCACAUUGGUAUUGAUUGACCUCCCAUACGAUGAGGAGAGUACUCGGACAUCAGCCAGGGCGCAGACAUCAAACGAAACAGGGUCUGCGUCCGAGAGAGACCUCAACUCGUCUGAUAUUACCAAGCUUUAUGGGCUCCGUCUACUAGAGCGCAUCGUGUAUGAGUCUCAUUCUCGGAACCUUUCCAAGCUGAUCGUGCCAAUUCCGGUCGUCAGCUUUCCGCUGCUCAGGACACCACCUCCACAGCAAGAUUCGCUCGAGCCAAAACGCGCAGAGGCUGCACACCCACCAUACGCCAAAUAUCUAUCAGAGGCGCCCGACCCAAGCAGUCGUAUUCUCACCAACCGCGCUUUACUGAGGAAGUGCUUGGACGUUGGUGCAAUUGACGUCAUGGCCAGCCCACUCCACAUGAAGACGCUCGCGACACUCGAAGUGCAUGCAUAUCGUGCUCACAAGGAGGCAGGCAAAGACCAGCAGGCUUUCCUAGAAAUCCGUCGUGGCCGUAAGCGGUCAUGGGUCGGCAUGCACGACGAGAAGCCGUUUUCAUAUCUCAGAGAGGCUAUGGUGUCGGGUCUCAUGAGCAAUAUUUGCCAAGCUGGGCAGGAGACGGAACCAAGUGUUGGCAGCAUCAAGAUCGAGGUAUCGCCUGAGCGUCGAGAUGAAAUCAGGAAUGCCCUUGGGCAGUGGCACUUUUGUGCUCAUGAGCUCAGUGACGAUGACCUGGUCAUAGGCGCAAGCUUAAUGUUCCAACACGCGUUCACAAUCCCGGAGCUCGAUCACUGGCGAAUAUCUACAGAUCAAUUGACGGCAUUUCUUGUCGCCUGCCGUGCAGCCUACAACACAUUUGUACCCUUUCACAACUUUCGGCAUGCUGUUGAUGUGUUGCAAGCCACCUUCCACUUCUUGGUCAACAUCGGCACGCUGCCACCUUUCUUGGCAGAUGAAGGCACAAACAACGAUACAGAGCCGAAGUCGCCACUUGCCUCACUUCUGAAGCCAUUCGAGGCCUUGACGCUUCUUGUCAGCGCGAUCGGUCAUGAUGUGGGCCACCCUGGAGUCAACAAUGGAUUUCUCAUCACCUUGAACGCGCCAUUGGCCCAACUGUACAACGACAGAUCUGUCCUCGAAUCCUUCCACUGCGCUGCCUAUUCUCAGAUUUUACGAAGAUAUUGGCCUGGGGUCUUUGACGACACGAAGAUGAGAAGUCUUAUGAUCAGUACGAUAUUGGCGACAGACAUGGGCUUGCAUUUUGACUACAUGAAGAAACUCGGCGAUCUCCAGGAGCGAUUGCAGGAGAACAACUCUGUUGAUGGUUGGAAUGGCCGCAUGAUUGAAGAGCAGACUGCUUUUGCCUGUUCCCUCCUGAUCAAAUGUGCCGACAUUAGUAAUGUGGCUCGAAAACAUGACACAGCCCUACAAUGGAUGUAUAUUCUGUGCGACGAGUUUUCUCGACAGGCUUCCAUGGAGGCGGAGAUAGGCAUACCGUCGUCACUGAUAUCCCCUCCGAAGAAGGACUUUCUAUCACUUGCCAAGGCCCAGCUUGGAUUCAUGAACAUGUUUGCAAUCCCUUUGUUUCAAGGCGUGGCAGAUGUGCUGCCUCUGAUGCAGUACACAGUCGAGGAGCUCGAAAUCAACAAGGUCAAGUUUGAGAACGACAUCGAAAACCUUCCAGCGAUGAAUGAGGAGCGCCAGAAGCGCCUCCUUGACGGAACACUAUCCCCAAGGUCCAUGAGCAUUGCGCAACCCGAGCUGAACAGGACAUCCUCCUUCGGCGCCGUUCUCCAGCCUUUCAUCGAGCUUCCCGAGCACCAUGCUGAGAUCAAAGAGGCCAGUCGCUCCCCUCCUGAUCAGGCAAACCACGUGCCGAACGUGGCCGAAACCUACAAAGAGAUGAAUGGAGUCGCCCCCGAUGCCGAUAGCGUAACGGACUACGCACCAACAGACUCGUAUUCUAUGGAUCAAGACAGCAUGCAUCUGCGGCACAACGGGAAACAGCGCCGUAGCGAGACGACCGAAGGAAGUAGCUCGGUUCCAUGUUCUGGAGACUGGCAAUCGCAGGUCACAAGUGCGACGACUGGCAGGAUGCCGAUGUCCCCAAGCACGCAGGGAACCAGCAUUCGCAGCCAGGCCUCGACUGACCACGACUUGGGACUGCCAACCACGACCGUGACUGGCACUGAUGGCGACCAGUCAGCGACACCACGGGCUGACCAAGACCAUGCUCUAUACGAGGAUGACUCUAAUGGCCACACUUUACGUCCCGACAGAUCGCUUAGGAAGAAGACAAGCCGGUUCCGGAUGAAUGCCAUGGCAUUUUUUAGGAGAAAACAAUCGCCUGGCUCCCCAUCUUCGGGCCACGAGCCAGCGACAUGA